ACAGGCGAAUCAACACUAGUAAAUGGCAAUCAACAUUGUUUUUCGCUGGUGCAUUUUCUGGCAACCGGAGCAGGCAAAGACAGACACCAUUUGGCAACUGUGCCCUUGUAUUUAUUUACAUUCAUCCUGCACAUGUAAGUGGGCGGCGAAUAUUACAACAUAGGAAAACCAAGAGAAUCUGCAGUUCUGUCGAACUGCUCUACAAAAUGAUUGUAAACAUUGUAUUUCUAUGCAUAGUUUGUUGCCUAACGCAAUCCUCUAAUGGCGACAGUCUUAAGGAAAGCCACAAUUUUUCAAUUGAUUACGCAAAUAAUCAAUUUAUCAAAGAUGGAAAACCUUUUCGCUAUGUGUCGGGAGCCAUGCAUUAUUUCCGUGUUCCAUUCCAAUACUGGCCUGACCGUAUGAGAAAAAUGAGAGCUUCUGGAUUAAAUGCCUUGGAAACGUAUGUGGAAUGGGUAUCCCAUGAGCCACAGCCAGGGUCAUAUGUGUUUGAGGGCAAUUUAGAUAUAGAAUCCUAUUUACAGUUGGCUCAAAAUUUCAACCUUAGUGUAAUCCUGCGGCCAGGCCCAUUCAUUGAUGCAGAAAGAGACAUGGGAGGUUUACCAUUCUGGCUCAUGGCAGUUGAUCCUUCCAUCAAGCUACGUACAAUGGAUAAAAGUUACGUGGCCAGCGUCGAGAAAUGGUUUUCUGUGCUACUGCCUAAAAUCAAACCUUACCUCUAUAACAAUGGAGGUCCAAUUAUCACUGUUCAAGUUGAAAACGAAUAUGGUAGCUAUUCGGCAUGCGACAGAGACUACACAAGUUGGCUAAGAGAUUUAAUUCGAAAACAUCUCGGCAAUGAUGUUGUCCUUUUCUCUACCGAUGGAGAUGGAGAUGGUUACCUUCAGUGUGGCAAAAUACCCGGAGUUUAUGCAACCGUAGAUUUUGGCGCUGGUGCAAAUGCACUGGAAGCUUUUAAGCCGCAGCGUCAUUUUGAGCUUGCUGGCCCAAGAGUGAAUUCUGAGUUUUACCCAGGAUGGUUAGAUUUGUGGGGAGAACCACACUCGAAGGUUGACAAGCGAGAUGUUGCUAAAACGCUGGACGAUAUGCUUGCGCUGAAUGCAUCUGUUUCAAUGUACAUGUUUCACGGAGGAACUUCGUUCGGAUUUACCUCAGGUGCAUUGCCAUCCAAUACUUACACACCUUGCAUCACGUCUUACGACUAUGAUGCCCCGUUAAACGAAGCUGGAGACCCAACGGAAAAAUAUUUUAGCAUAAGGGAUGUAAUCUCCAAGUACUUGCCUUUACCUGAUUUUCCGGCUCCUGGGCCGAAUCCUAAGGCAGCCUAUGGAUUUGUCCAUUUGCAUUACGUAGCACACCUGUGGGAUAUAUUGUCCACUCCAAUCGCUGGACCUUUAGUGCAUUCUAUUUCGCCGUUGACUUUUGAAGCUUUAGGGCAAGCUAACGGCUACGUCUUAUACUGCACAAAGUUGCACGGCCAUUUUCCUGAUCCAGCUCUUUUAGAAAUAAAGGGAUUAGCCGAUCGGGCUUAUAUCUAUAUCGACAUGGAAUUUGUCGGAGUGUUAUCUCGAAGCGGAUCACUCUUUUCAAUUCCAGUCCAAGCCGCUGACAACCAGAAACUCUGCAUUUUGGUGGAAAAUCAAGGAAGAAUAGCCUACGGCUCCGGAAUAAAAGAUUUCAAGGGGCUAACAAGCCAAGUGACAAUUAAUGGUCGAAUCCUGGUGGACUGGACUCAUCGUCCUUUGCCUUUUAAUGACACGGUCAAAUUGGAUUGGCUGAACAAGCUCGAAAAAAAACAGGGUUUCCCCAUCAAAGGAACGUUGUCUUUGUUCAGCGGAUCGUUUGCUAUUCGGCGCAAUGAAUCCAAGAUGGCCGAUACUUUUCUUAGUUUAUCAGGAUGGCAUAAGGGCGUCGUAUUCUUGAACGGCAUUAAUCUCGGUCGUUACUGGCCUGUUCAAGGUCCUCAAGUAACUCUCUAUGUUCCAAAAUACUUUCUACGAGCGUGGCCGUCGAAGAACCGCCUGAUCAUCCUAGAACAGGAUCGCUCACCUUGUAAUGAAAAUGUACUGGAUUGCGUAGUUGAAUUUGUCGCAAAACCAGUUUUAGAUGGUGAUACGCCUGCCAAGAAAAGCUCUAUCAAGCUUUUUAAGAAGCGUGUUUAAAAUGAAAACACUUUCUUCGGUCAAAGUCGUUGCUGAAAUUAACAUUCUGGUUUUUGGAUAUAGUAGCUAACUCACUGCUGCCUUGAAUUAGAGAAGCAAAGCCAAAGGUUUGUUAUACUUAAACAUAAUAUACAAACAAACAAACAAAAAUAUUGGGUCGUGCUGUUCCGGGAUUUAUCCCGCAUUGUAAACAUUUAAUGAUUUUGUUUAAACGUGAAAAAUGCAAUGCACAGUUGGGGAUUUCA
This is a messenger RNA of Daphnia magna, 2407 nucleotides long. Its product is annotated as beta-galactosidase. Gene Ontology annotation, biological process: carbohydrate metabolic process. NCBI's taxonomy places the organism in Eukaryota, Metazoa, Arthropoda, Branchiopoda, Diplostraca, Daphniidae. Gene Ontology annotation, cellular component: vacuole. The transcript has 13 exons. Bases 207 to 2162 code for a protein of 651 amino acids. Gene Ontology annotation, molecular function: beta-galactosidase activity. The record is from RefSeq and is a predicted model, not a curated record.